GGUGGGGAAGGGUCCCGGGAGUAUGGUGGGGCCGGGCUGCUGAGCGUGGUCGGACUCUGGCGGGGAGCGGCCACCAACUUCUUGGUCCUGAUGUCUGACCGUGGAGAUGUGAGCCUCCCACCCGAAGACCGGGUGAGGGCUCUCUCCCAGAUGGGUAGCGCAGUCGAGAUAAAUGAAGACAUUCCACCCCGUCGGUACUUCCGCUCUGGAGUGGAGAUUAUCCGAAUGGCAUCUAUUUACUCUGAGGAAGGCAACAUUGAACAUGCGUUCAUCCUCUAUAACAAGUAUAUCACGCUCUUUAUUGAGAAACUACCAAAGCAUCGAGAUUACAAAUCGGCUGUCAUUCCUGAAAAGAAAGACACAGUAAAGAAAUUAAAGGAGAUUGCAUUUCCCAAAGCAGAAGAGCUGAAAGCAGAACUGUUAAAACGAUAUACCAAAGAAUAUAUAGAGUAUAAUGAAGAAAAAAAGAAGGAAGAGGAAGAAUUUGCCCGAAACGUAGCCCUCCAGCAAGAGCUGGAAAAGGAAAGACAGAGGGUGGCACAACAGAAGCAGCAACAGUUGGAGCAGGAACAGUUCCACGCCUUCGAGGAGAUGAUCCGGAACCAGGAACUAGAAAAAGAACGACUGAAAAUUGUACAGGAGUUUGGGAAAGUGGACCCUGGCCUGGACGGCCCACUGGUACCUGACUUAGAGAAGCCCUCCCUAGAUGUGUUCCCCACGACACCUGUUACAUACACACAGCCUUCGGACUGUAAUACAACUGUAAGGCCUGCCAAGCCACCUGUAGUGGAUAGAUCCUUGAAACCUGGAGCAUUGAGCAACUCGGAAGCUCCUACAGUCGAUGGGCUGCGCCAUGUGGUGGUGCCUGGGAAGCUCUGCCCGCAGUUUCUCCAGUUGGCCAGUACCAGCACUACCCGGGGAGUGGAGACAUGUGGAAUUCUCUGUGGAAAACUGAUGAGGAAUGAAUUUACCGUUACCCAUGUCCUCAUCCCCAAGCAAAGUGCUGGGUCUGAUUAUUGCAACACCGAGAACGAAGAAGAGCUUUUCCUCAUACAGGAUCAGCAGGGUCUCAUCACACUGGGCUGGAUUCACACUCAUCCCACGCAGACCGCCUUCCUCUCCAGCGUUGACCUGCACACCCACUGCUCCUACCAGAUGAUGUUGCCGGAGUCGAUAGCCAUUGUUUGUUCCCCCAGGUUCCAGGAAACUGGAUUCUUUAGACUAACUGACCACGGACUAGAGGAGAUUUCUUCCUGUCGCCAGAAAGGAUUUCAUCCACACAGCAAGGAUCCACCUCUCUUCUGUAGCUGCGGCCACGUGACUGUUGUGGACAGAGCAGUGACCAUCACAGACCUGCGAUGAGAGUUGGGCUCAGACACUUCCCAAGAACUAGAAAACCGUAUCAGUGUACUGUAGCCCCUUAAUUUAAACUUUCCAGAAAGCUCUGGAAGCUUUUUCAAACAGAAUAGAAUGCGUCACCUGGGGGAGAACUGAUUUUCUAUUUCUGGUUUGAAAAGAAAUAAUUGAAUAUGUUUUUUAGGCACAUCUGGAAAAUAGCAUGAUCAUGCUAAAGCAACUUUUCAGUCUGCCUGUAACUAAAAAAUUAAGUUGAAAAAAUGUUGUAAUGAACACCUAUAUACCCUUUGUUCUAGAUUCACCAAUUGUUAACAUUUUUUCCCUCUCAGAGCUCCUUCUAAUUUCUCUGCCAACUUGUUUAUUGUUUACCUUUGGACUAAUUAAGGGCAUCUAUGCAGAAAUCUGGAAGCCAUUUAGAAAAUCUUUGGGUUUUUCUGUGGUUUAUGGCAGUAUUAAUGAAGCUUAUCAUCAGGCUGAGGGAGAGCUCGCUGCGUUUGACCAGAUGGUGAGGCCCACGAACCCUGCAGAAUGAUUUUGUCAGGAAUUAUUGUUAUUUAACAAAUAUUUCGGGAUAUUUUUUCUUGUACAAUAAAAUACCUAUAUAUAU
This is a messenger RNA of Mesoplodon densirostris (Blainville's beaked whale), 1963 nucleotides long. It is a transcript of the gene STAMBP, whose product is annotated as STAM binding protein. Gene Ontology annotation, molecular function: metal-dependent deubiquitinase activity; K63-linked deubiquitinase activity; protein binding. Gene Ontology annotation, cellular component: cleavage furrow; endosome. The coding region runs from base 91 to 1362 and encodes 423 amino acids. The record is from RefSeq and is a predicted model, not a curated record. The transcript is spliced from 10 exons. Lineage: Eukaryota; Metazoa; Chordata; Mammalia; Artiodactyla; Ziphiidae. Gene Ontology annotation, biological process: protein K63-linked deubiquitination.